This is a messenger RNA of Penicillium paradoxum, 2007 nucleotides long. Its product is annotated as VHS domain protein. Bases 1 to 2007 code for a protein of 668 amino acids. The record is from RefSeq and is a predicted model, not a curated record. Gene Ontology annotation, molecular function: phosphatidylinositol binding; ubiquitin binding. The transcript has 7 exons. NCBI's taxonomy places the organism in Eukaryota, Fungi, Ascomycota, Eurotiomycetes, Eurotiales, Aspergillaceae. Gene Ontology annotation, biological process: Golgi to endosome transport; protein transport to vacuole involved in ubiquitin-dependent protein catabolic process via the multivesicular body sorting pathway; Golgi to vacuole transport. Gene Ontology annotation, cellular component: trans-Golgi network.
AUGGCGGCUAGGGACCGCUUCGGUGCCUACGCUGACCCCGGCUCUUCGCCAUUACAGCGGGCAAUUCGAAGAGCCUGCGAUCCUCAGAACUACGAACCGAACCUGGCCCUGAACCUCGAAGUUGCGGACCUAAUCAACUCCAAGAAAGGCAAUGCGCCCCGAGAAUCCGCAUUCGACAUCGUUCAUCUCAUCAAUUCCCGAAAUCAAAAUGUGGCGUUGUUGGCGUUGGCGCUACUCGAUAUUGCCGUCAAGAACUGCGGCUAUCCGUUCCAUCUCCAGAUUGCCACAAAGGAAUUCCUCAAUGAAUUGGUGCGCAGGUUCCCCGAGCGACCCCCCAUACGGGCCUCCAGGGUCCAACACCGCAUCCUGGAGUCGAUCGAGGAGUGGCGCCAGACUAUCUGCCAAACUUCGCGCUAUAAAGAGGAUCUCGGCUUCAUUCGGGAUAUGCAUCGCCUGUUGCUAUACAAGGGUUAUAUGUUCCCAGAGGUCCGUCGGGAAGAUGCAGCGGUAUUGAACCCAAGUGAUAAUCUUCGUUCUGCUGAUGAGAUGGAGGAGGAAGAGAGAGAAGCGCAGUCUGCUAAACUCCAAGAAUUGAUCCGGAGAGGCACUCCCUCCGAUCUACAGGAAGCAAAUCGGCUCAUGAAGGUCAUGGCCGGAUUCGAUAAUCGGCAUAAAACUGACUACCGGGCCAAAGCUGCAGAGGAGGUCGUCAAGGUUCAACAGAAGGCCAAGAUUCUGGAAGAAAUGCUACAAAAUCAGCAGCCUGGAGAACCUCUCCCCGAGGGCGACGUUUUCGAGGAGCUUGCGGGUGCCUUGCAAAGCGCCCACCCCAAGAUUCAAAAAAUGUGCGAAGAAGAGUCCGAUGAUCCCGAGGCCGUCAACAAGUUAUUGGAAAUUAACGACAGCAUACAUCGCACAAUCGAGCGGUAUAAGCUAGUCAAGAAGGGUGAUCUGGAUGCAGCAUCGCGGAUCCCCAAGGGAACACUGGGCACCUCCACCGGUGUCUCGAAGAAUGCAAACAAUGAGCUCUCUCUAAUCGAUUUCGACCCGGAGCCUGAAACCAGUUCCAAUGGUAACGAGGCUGGGCCAGCUCAAAGUGGUAGCUCACUGGAGAAUGACCUGCUCGGACUUUCAUUAGGCGAACAAGGACCUUCUCCUGGAGGUGGUAUCUCUCUCGGAUCUUCCAGUAAGUACCUCGGCGCAUUCUUGCUCGAAACAAUAUCACUGACCAACAUCAAAGUCAACUUCCCGUCUAUGUCAGCAAGCUCAACACCGCCUGCUCUAUCACAACCCCAACAGCAGGCAUCAACAGCCUUCAAACCUAAUUAUGAUAUGCUUGCUUCUAUGAACAGUUCGCGACCUGUCUCUCAGUCCCCCACACCCAUCAUGCGAGCCUCACCCCAAGUGCAGCCUACAGCGACUCCGCCACCACCAGCGGCUGACCCAUUCGCAUCCCUUGUCUCUGCCAGCCCGCGGGCAACAUCCAGUCCCUUCCAACCACCGCUGCAAAGCCAACAUGCUCCUUCGUCCUCAUUGCUUGAUCUGGUCGGAGGCCCGAGUUCGUCUCCGCAACCCGUGCAGCAAGCCCCGGCAGAAGAUGAUGAGUGGAACUUUGCAUCCUCGCUGCCAGCCAGCAAUGCCCUCCCAUCGACCAACAAGAUUCAGGUCCUCAACUCCCAACUUCGUGUUGACUUUGCUGUGCGUCGGGUGCCGAAUCAGCCGCGCCAAAUUCAUGUUGUGGCCGUUUUCUCCAACACAACCAGUCAACCCAUUGGGGCGCUCCAUUUCCAGGUCGCCGUAGAGAAGUCGUACACGCUCCAGCUCCGCCCGCAAUCGGGCCGCGACAUAGCACCUCAGCAGCAGCAUGGUGUGCAACAGGAGAUGCUUAUGGAUGGGAUCGACAUAGGCAAGGGCAACUCAGUGAAAAUCCGGUUCAAGGUGUCUUACCAACUCGGCGGUGAGGCCCGCGAGGAACAGGGUAUGGUGCCACCGCUAGGCAUCGCCUGA